Molecule: messenger RNA, 1608 nt
Organism: Echinops telfairi (small Madagascar hedgehog)
Lineage: Eukaryota; Metazoa; Chordata; Mammalia; Afrosoricida; Tenrecidae
Gene: ASIC3
Product: acid sensing ion channel subunit 3
Exons: 11
Coding region: 1-1608 (535 amino acids)
Biological process (GO): sodium ion transmembrane transport
Cellular component (GO): membrane
Source: RefSeq, a predicted model, not a curated record
AUGAAGCCCAGCUUGGGGCCAGAGACGGCCCCUCGGCCGCCAGCCUCGGACAUCCGAGUGUUCGCCAGCAGCUGCACCCUGCAUGGCCUGGGCCACGUCUUCGGGCCGGGUGGGCUGACCCUGCGCCGUGGCCUAUGGGCCACGGCCGUGCUCCUGUCGCUGGCCACCUUCCUCUACCAGGUGGCCGAGCGGGUGCGCUACUACGGCGAGUUCCACCACGAGACCGCGCUGGACGAGCGCGAGAGCCACCUGCUCACCUUCCCGGCGGUCACCCUGUGCAACCUCAACCCGCUGCGCCGCUCCCGCCUGACGCCCAACGACCUGCACUGGGCCGGGCCGGCGCUGCUGGGCCUGGACCCCGCCGAGCACGCCGCCUUCCUGCGAGCCCUGGGGCGGCCCCCCGCGCCGCCUGGCUUCAUGCCAAGCCCCACUUUCGACAUGGCGCAGCUCUACGCCCGAGCGGGCCACUCCCUGGAUGACAUGCUGCUGGACUGCCACUACCGUGGCCAGCCCUGUGGGCCAGAGAACUUCACAACGAUCUUCACCCGCAUGGGUCAGUGCUACACCUUCAACUCUGGGGCCAACGGGGCUGAGCUGCUCACCACUCCCAAGAGCGGCAUGGGCAACGGCCUGGAGCUCAUGCUGGACGUGCAGCAGGAUGAAUACCUGCCUGUGUGGAGGGACACCGAGGAGACCCCGUUUGAAGUGGGGGUCCGAGUGCAGAUCCACAGCCAGGAGGAGCCUCCCCUCAUCGACCAGCUGGGCUUCGGCGCAGCCCCCGGCUACCAGACCUUUGUCUCCUGCCAACAGCAGCAAUUGAGCUUCCUGCCCCCACCCUGGGGCGACUGCAGCUCUGUACCUCUAGACCCCCCGGACUUAGAGCUGGAGCCUGCUGGGCCCCUGGGUUCCCCCCACACUCGCCCGGGCCCCAGUUCUCCUUACAGCCUAAUGGGCUGUCGCCUGGUCUGCGAAAGCCGCUAUGUGACUCGGAAAUGUGGCUGUCGAAUGAUGUAUAUGCCUGGUGGUGCCCCGGUGUGCAACCCCCAGCAGUACAAGGACUGUGCCAACCCAGCCUUAGACGCCAUGUUGCGGAAGGACGCGUGCGCUUGCCCGAACCCUUGCGCCAGCAUACGCUAUGCCAAGGAGCUCUCCAUGGUGCGGAUCCCGAGUCGCGCCUCGGCCCGCUACCUGGCGCGGAAGCACAACCGCACCGAGGCCUACCUUUGGGAGAAUGUGCUGGUGCUGGACAUCUUCUUUGAGGCUCUCAAUUAUGAAACGGUGGAGCAGAAGAAGGCCUAUGAGGUGUCGGAGCUGCUUGGUGACAUUGGGGGCCAGAUGGGACUGUUUAUUGGUGCCAGCCUGCUCACCAUCCUUGAAAUCCUGGACUACCUCUGUGAGGUGUUCCGAGAUCACGUCCUGGGAUAUUUCUGGAGCCGUAGGCGCGUCCAGAGACACUCCAACACCAAUCUGCUGCAGGAAGGGCUGGGUGGCCCUCAACCCCAUGUUUCCCACCUCAGCCUGGGCCCCAGGCCUCCGACCCCUCCCUGUGCUGUCACCAAGACCUUCUCGGCCUCCCACCGCACCUGCUAUCUGGUCACCCGGCUCUAG